AUGUCCACUGAUGUUCUCACAGAUGUGUAUACGAAACAACAAAAUGACAAUGGUUCGUGUACUUCGGAUGAUCAGUUGCUCACCGAGGAAGGCAGCGGUUUUGUGCCACCACCGUUUGUGAACAUCAGUGUCGAGUUGGUAUCAAAUCGGGUGUUUGAUCCGGAGAAGAAUGCGUCGAAUUUAAAGAUUGUGAAGGAUACUGUCGACGACUACUCCAAAACCGAGGGAAUCAAGUACCCAUCCGACAACAUUAAACAAUCCAUCGUUGACCACGGAGGAAAAUUUGCAGUCCUCUUCGAAAUCGAGGAUGACGCGCGGUGUGAUGAAGUCCGUCGAUUCAUCAGAGGCGCCAAAAAACAUUCGAAAGAACUCUCGUAUGCUGUACUGAAGUGCGACGGAGAGAAGACUCAAAUUCUCUAG
Messenger RNA from Caenorhabditis remanei, 420 nucleotides. RefSeq lists its product as uncharacterized. The transcript is spliced from 3 exons. The coding region runs from base 1 to 420 and encodes 139 amino acids. Lineage: Eukaryota; Metazoa; Nematoda; Chromadorea; Rhabditida; Rhabditidae. The record is from RefSeq and is a predicted model, not a curated record.